Messenger RNA from Zeugodacus cucurbitae (melon fly), 6528 nucleotides. RefSeq lists its product as uncharacterized. The transcript is spliced from 9 exons. Gene Ontology annotation, biological process: signal transduction. The record is from RefSeq and is a predicted model, not a curated record. Bases 1110 to 6329 code for a protein of 1739 amino acids. NCBI's taxonomy places the organism in Eukaryota, Metazoa, Arthropoda, Insecta, Diptera, Tephritidae.
UAAACAUAAGUAUUUGUGGUGGCAGAUCGUACGGUACGUGUGAAUCGGACGCGGAAGAAAUUUGUGCCGGCUAGACUAGAGGACUAUUUUCUUUUAAAUAUACAUAUACAUAUAUAUCUAAGUGUAAAAACAACAAAUACAAGUGCGAAUAUAAUAUUGUGGAUAGUCGAAAACCAACAAGAAGUGAAGAGAACCAACGAAAGUAGUGAAUUAGCAAUGCAUUAUGUGAUUUGUAGUUGAUAGAUACGCUUUGGCUUAUGGAUUUAUGAGAUACAAAACGAUCGACGACGGCGCACGCACACAAAGCAACAAAAUACCUAGCGCAGUUGUAUAUCUAUACGAAUAGUGUUGUUAGUGUUUUUGCUGAUAAAACGCAAGGCGUUUGUGUGUGUGUGUAGUAGUGUACGUGCCUUUGGAGCGAAUUUUGCAGUUGUAUCGGUGUGUGUGUGUAUCUGUGCGACGUUGCCGCAUGAAUCAUCUGUGAGUGAGACAAAUUAAAGCAGCGAAGCAGAGAUAAUGAAAUAAAAACAAAGAAAUUGUUAUAAAUAAAAUAUAUGUUUGUAUGUAUAAAAUAAUAAUAAAAAUAUAUUUAUAAAUAAAUAUUAAAAAUAAAAAUAAACGGCGACAACAACAACACACCAACUAUAAUAUAAUAAUUUUGCAAGCAUAUCAGCGAGUUGGGCUCACUUGCCAUAGUUGUUGUUGUUGUUGUUAAAUAAUUUAAAAUGCGAAAAUAUACACACUGCUGUACAUACAUACAUAAAUAAUAGUAGUUAGUGAUACAUACAUAUGUGUUGCGACCAUUUUAAACAAUAAACGAAGGGUGAAAUUUCUUUUGGCACAAACGAAAAAAAAAACAAUAACAACAAAGCGCUGAGUGUCUUCCAGCGCUUUUGCAAUUAACGAAAGUAUGCGAAUGAAUAGCCUGGAUGUGCGUUAAAUGACAACAGCAACAGCAACAACAACAAAAAAAUUGUUAUUACUCGAAAGUUGAGCAAUUAACACUUAUUUCGUCAGUGGCAGCAGCAGAAGAAGCGGUGGAAGCAUAAUUUCAGAAAGUGUAUGGAGUUUUGAAAAGCGUUUUCCAUUCUUCUCGUUACAGCUGCAAUAUGGAACAAGAGGAUUCUUGUCGACCUGUACCCGCGCCGCGUCGGCUCUACCCGGAGUUGCGCAAAACCGACUAUGAAAACGUCACAGUUGAGUUGAUCAACAAAAAUCUCAACAUCAACUCCGAGAAUAUACACACAAUCACAAAUUGCAGCGAAAAAGUGCCGAAUAAUAAAAUCUUUUUCGGCACGCACUCCGAUCAGGAAGAUACCAGCAGCUGUGGUACGCGCAAGUCCAUACUAACCGAAACGAAUGACUUGUAUGGUCCGAACGCGAAUGAGGAGGUUCCACCCGCACCCAUCUACGCCACACCAACGCCAGCGCCGCGGCCGCGUAAGCCACAAAAUACGGACUUCGAGAAUGCCAACAGCAUCUACGAGAAUACACAGUUACGUAGUCCGUCGCCAAAAAUGCCAACGCUCUAUCCACAGUUGACGCGCUGCACCGGCGCCAUCAGCAAGGAAACUUCACCCGACACAUCGACAUCCUCCUCGCCGUCGAACAAUCGCUCGGCUAUGCGUAAAGCGCCGGAACUGCCGCCGAAGACGUACCUCAGCGUGGAGCGAGACCGCGCCAAUCGCGCACAGCGUUAUUCCAUCGGUAGUGAGGUGUCCACGACGAGCAGUUACAUGGUGACCAUGGAUGAUCUCUGCGGCGGCGCCGGUGAUCGCUCAUUCAGCGUCAGUUACAAACAGAAGUCGGCGUCCAAUGCAACGCUGAACUCAUCCUUGGACGGGUCGAAUGAGGGCGCGGAUAAUGCGAAAUUCAAAUCACCUUCACCCGGGUAUGUAAGCGAUGUAGGUGGCAAAUGCAAUUUGAACCGUUAUGUGUCGUACAAUACGAGCGAUAUCAGCACUCACGAUGAUGAUGAUGAUGGCGACAAUGACGACGCUGAGGUUGAUAUUGCAUUUGAUAGCGACGAUAGUGGCCGCAAUAACAACAACAACACCAACAGCAAUAAAUUAAACAAUCAAUUCACUUGCAUUACCGGCGGCAACCAAACGAACGACAAAGGCGCAUUCACUGCACCAACCACCGUCAAUGUCCAUGAAACCGCCUUUGCGUGCAAUCAAACUAAAGUCAACAAUGAGCUCUUGAAAUCCAUUGGUUCCACCUCUAAACUACUCACCGAAUCCAUCGGCGAACGUGUGGCGCUCAAGACUAAGGGUAUCAAGAAUAAGUUCGAUAAGAAUUUCAGCACCAUCAGCAGUGAGACAGCGCAGCGCUUGCGUAGUGUUGGUAAAAAUUUCAAUACGAAUUUCACGCUGACCAAGAAAGAGAAAGACAAAGAUAAAGACAAGGCCACAGCGCAAUUCCAUACAGAUCGUCCACAAACACUGCCACCCAACGAUCACGUCUUCGGCACCAUCUCAUUCACCAGUCCGUUGAAUCACAAGACAGGCGGUGUUGAAGAUCUCUCCGCCGAUUGCUCAUAUGAUUUGCCGCGUAAUUUAAGAGCGGCGCGCAGUGAUUUGGAUCUACCCUCGCCACCGUCGUAUGAAGACGCCGUGAAGUCGGCAACGCCAACGUCUUUCGCGCGUAACGCACCCGUCAGCAAGUCGGUGAUGGUGCCCAAACAUAUAGCCGCUGAGGCGGCCAGUGUGGCGUUGAAGAAGCAACGCAGCAAUACGAGUCUACAAAAUGUUUCGGAGGAGUUGCACACCACAGAGAGCAGUUCAGUUGCCACAUCGCGUGACUCAAUGGAUUUACCAUCGCCGCCAAUGCCCAGCUUUCCACCGCCGACACUGCCGAAGGAGGUGGUGGCUGAGAUUUCGGAUGGUCUCUAUGGCAAACUCAAGCCCAUACAGCCACCACAGCGGUUGAAGCGACGUAAAAAUUAUGAAGAGAUACAACUGCGACGUGCAGUGGAUACGCCGUCACCUGUUGGUGGUGCCUCCUUGCGUCCGAAUGUUGAUUCGGCUGAGUUGCAACAAUUGAAUUUGGAGGCCGCCGCCGCGGAACGUGAGGAGUCUAUGCUGUUGCAUAAACAGAUACUCGCCGCAGAGCGUCGUAUGCCGAACCCGGAUCGCAGUGACUCUUGGGAGUAUAUUGGUGACAGUGUGGAGGAGAGCGUGUGUUCGACGCCAGAACCUGUGUAUGCCAACGAGGAGGCCACUUAUGGCAGAGUUUUUGACAUGGCCACAAGCAACAAGUCAACGGCAGCACAGAAUUCUAGAAACUAUGAAAACACCACGAUUAGCAAACCCGCAACGUCUCAACUACAGCCAAAUAAUUUUGUACAGAUGAAACCUGCUGAGGUGGUGUUGGAGGGUGCGGUUGGUGGUCGUGUGUCAGCGCCAGUGGAAAUUAUACAAGAAUUCGAUCCACUUCAAAGCCGCAAAGCUGCCACAAUCUGUAACUCAGAUAAAAGCAAUCAGCUGCUGCUCUUGGAGCAUCUGCUCGAGGAGGAUAUAUAUGGCACAGUGUCGGGAGAUCAAGUCAAAUCCGAUGACGAUGUUAGCAUGUGCACUUCUGAAGAGGAUAAUCAGACUGCAGUUACCGGUACCACAACGGCUAUAGUGUCGCAGCAGCCCCCACCAGCAACGGUGGUACUGCCUACACCGAGCAAUAAACCCACCACAAAUAGCGUCAGAGAUUCCACGAGCCAACUACAAAUUGUACAUCAGAAUGCGCAGCUACUCUCGGAGAGCAUGGAAAACAUGCUGGAUGCUGAGGAGGAACGCGUGCGCCCUUACCUAAGCCGGGUAGACGAACAACCAGCUAGUGGUAGCAAUGUAGACUUGGCACGCAGCGGCGAAAAUCGCACGCAAUGGUUCGUGCAAGACAAUAACAAAGAGAACAAUGAGCAACAAAGGCGUAAUCCCUUCAACAAAUUGAAUAUCGACGGAGAUGGUCCACCAUCCUAUCUGGAAGCUAUCGGCGCCGAUGGUCGUCCACCACUGUCGUCUACCGAACAAAAAUCACGUGCAUCGCGUUUCAUGAACUCUGUCAAUGUAUUCUCCACGAGCGUUAAGCAACGUGUCGGUGCGAUCACGCGUAAAAGCAGUUUCAAAAUAGCACCCAAAUCGGAUGUGAAGGUAACGCUACAAAUGGUGCCACGUCCAACACUCUCGCCAAUGCUGGUGCGUUAUGAGGGACCGUUGAUACGUUUUCCAUCCGGUGUAGUGGAAGAUAUACUGAAAGAGAUGCAAAAUCGAAAGGCCAUUCUCCGCGAUCGUCAAUUCCAAACAUUCCUCGAUCAGGAGAUGAAGACACCCAAAGAGACCAUACCACUUGAAUAUAUUACGACUUUGCAGUGCGUGAGCAACAGUCGUGUGACUGACAAUUCGACGCAUUUCUAUUGCUUUGAAAUAACGACGGCAGUGCCGAAGAAUCAAUCGAGUUCGGGUAAUGUGCAGGCCAUGUCGAAUCCCAAUCUGGUUAUGACGAGUACCUCAUCGGGCAAUUGCAAGCAACAGCGUGUGGCACAUCUGUAUGGUGUGAGCAAGGAGUCGGAGCGCGGCAUUUGGAUGCAAAAGUUGUUGGAAAGCCUGACCAAUACUAUACCACCGAAAUAUCUCUGUCACUACUAUCGCGCCGGUUGGUGUUAUCUGAAGAACUCAAUAACCUCCGAGUGGAGCGGCACUUGGUUAGUGUUGAAGAAGAAUCAAAGACGUUUGAUAUUCGUGAGUGAAGCUACCGGAAAUCUAGAGAAAAUGGAUUUACGUAAAGCACGCUGCAUAGUGCUCAAAGACAGCGAUGAGACCAUACGCAAUCUGCACGUCGAGUCUGGACCGACGCUUAUGAUAGAUUGUCCACCGUUUACGGUAUAUAUGAUUAUGUCCUCACCGCGCGAAACUAAAAUUUGGCGUCAUAUCAUCCGCGAAGUGGCACACAACAAUGGCUUCUCGCUAAUCGAUCAACAAUUAAAUAAAUUCAAUGUACCCGUCAUUGUGGAUAAAUGCAUCAAUUUCGUUUACAUACACGGUUCCAUGUCGGAGGGCAUCUAUCGCAAAUCGGGCUCCGAAAAUUCCAUAUUAAAGCUGUUAUCUGCCUUCCGCGCCGAUGCCUUCAAUGUCGAAAUCACUCGAAAUGAGUAUAACGAACACGAUGUGGCUAACGUCUUGAAGCGUUUCAUGCGUGAUCUGCCGGAGCGUUUGAUGGGUAAACUCUCCGAGAGCUUUAUGUGUGUUACCGAGCUGACAAAAGUAGCCGAGAAGAUACAAGCGUACAAAGAACUCUUGGCACGUUUGAGUGUGAUCGAACGUGAGACACUGAAGAAAAUCGUUGGACAUUUAGCCUUCAUAAGUUCACAGAAAACGAAGAACAAGAUGGGUACGAAGAACCUGACAAUGAUUUGGGGACCAACGUUGUUGCAAAAUCAUCAUCAACAAGAAGAAAUGGUUUACUCACAGAAGGAGGCUGAUGUCUUGACUGAUCUAAUAACGCUUUACAAAAAUCUAUUUCCCUUAUCGCCGGAAGAGAUCAAAAAGGAGCAAGAAAUGCUGAUGUGCUUACAAAAGUACUACGCUGCCGCUGAAACGAUGGCAGACUCUGUAAAGAAGUCAGGUGAUUUGAAGAUGUGGGUGGUACUCAAUGCCAAGCCAGAGAUUACAACUGAGGAAAAAGAUCAGGUCAACGUCACAAUCACACCGACCCGCACCGCUUACGAUAUAUGCCGCGAAUUGGCGCCCAAAAUGCAAAUGUCAACCCACCAAGUCUCCCUACAUGAGAUCAUAUUGAACGAUUGUUUGGAACGCCCGUUACACCAUGACACAAAAGUAUUCGACGUUGUGCUCAACUGGUCCUAUUGGCCCGAAGAUGAUCGUAAAAACAACUAUCUCGUUGUCAAACCGAUCGACACUUUGCGUGAAGUACAACGCGCCGUCAAAAAUCUGGCAACUGUGACACCCGGCAAAGAAUUGAAAUUCGCCGAUAAUCGCACGAAAUCCUUUAAAUCCCUGCUGUGUGAGCUGCGCGAUGGCAAAAUUGUGAUAUCGAAAAAAGACAAAAAUGACAAAACCACUAUCGUACGUGAGAUCUUUCUGCAUAGCACCACAGCGUAUUUGGGUUGUGAGAAGAAACGCGAUUUCCCCUGGAGCUGGGCGAUCACAUUCGUGGAGCGCACGCAAACGCAGAUUUUGAGAUCACGCGAUUCUCCUUUUAUAGGGCAUGUUCUCGCGGGUAGCGAAUGGGUUGAUCGCACCAUAUGGUACUCCAGCAUUUGGUAUAGCUUGUAUGGCGAUAAUAUACUGCCGCCGGCGGAAAUUAUUCUCAAGUAGUUGCAGUGCAAUAAUUUUUAUAAAAAAUAAAAAUAUUUAAAAUUUUUUUUAAUAAAAAUAAGUAGUUUUAAGUUAUUUAAGUAUUUUAUAUAUUUAAUUAUAGUUUAGUAUGCUUAAGUGCAAAGUAAACGCCAUCUUUUAGUAACUGCAGAUCAUUUACGUUUUAUUGAGCAUUUUUGAACCAUUUGCAUUUUUUUUU